Molecule: messenger RNA, 426 nt
Organism: Colletotrichum orchidophilum
Lineage: Eukaryota; Fungi; Ascomycota; Sordariomycetes; Glomerellales; Glomerellaceae
Exons: 1
Coding region: 1-426 (141 amino acids)
Source: RefSeq, a predicted model, not a curated record
AUGAAUCACCGUGGUAGGGUCAAGGAACGGAAGUCACCAAAGCGUCCCACAGGAUUGAUAUGGGCGACAGCUCCAGAACCAACGGGGCGAUCGCCUGAACAACGGGAUCUAGCCAUCAACCACACUGAGGGCGGAAAGUCGGGAGCGAAUGAGGCGCCUGAAGCUUUUCCAGAUGUUAAUGCCGUGGACAACGGACGGCGGCACAACUUCCGGUUCGGGGGCGAGCUGGAAGAAUUUAGAGCUGCGAGCAUGGGACGGCCUGGUGUCAGCGCAUGGUCAAACACCGUCGACUCUCCCUUCCACCACCACCUUGACCACCUCCUUGACCACCUCCGUGAAGCUCGGACGGAGACAAAUGAGCCUUUUCGGAGUGACCUUUUCGUGAUGUGGGCAGUGGCCCGUACGAUGUCCCGUAGCGGCAAGUGA